GCCCACUCUCUCUCACUCACUCACCUGUAAAACUCUCCUCGGUCAGCUCACUACUUCUCAUUGACCCCAAAAUCUACUUCUCAGUUUGAUUCUCAACACCUAGUUAGGGUUUAAUUCAACUGAGAAAGAAAGACUCCCUGGGUGUGUGUACUUCGUCUAUGUAGCUUACAAACAUGGGGUGUUUUCAGUCCAAAACUGCGAACGUUCAGUCCCCAGACCAAGAACCUUCACAACCGGAGUCUAAACCAGAUCCGGCUAAUGCAGACCAAUUGGAUCAAGAUCAAGUGCCUUCAUUCAAGGAAUUCAGUCUUACAGACCUGCGAGCUGCAACAAAUGGUUUCAGUAGUGAAUUGAUAGUUUCUGAGAGUGGGGAGAAAGCCCCCAAUGUUGUUUACAGAGGGAAGCUUCGAAGCAAUCGGCUGGUUGCCAUUAAGCGCUUCUCAAAGCAGUCGUGGCCUGACCCACAACAGUUUGUGGCGGAAGCUGCUGGGGUUGGCAAAGUACGACAUAAGAGAUUGGUUAAUCUGAUUGGAUGUUGUGCUGAGGGAGAUGAGCGUCUAUUGGUGGCAGAAUACAUGCUCAAUGAUACUCUCUCAAAGCAUCUCUUUCAUUGGGAUAAACAGCCAUUGCCAUGGGACAUGCGUGUGAGAAUUGCUCACCACAUAGCUCAAGCUCUCGAUCAUUGCAAUCUCGAGAACCGGAAGAUCUAUCAUGAUUUAAAUGCGUACAGAGUUCUUUUUGAUGAGGAGGGUGACCCCAGAUUAUCUAGUUUCGGUCUAAUGAAAAACAGUAGAGAUGGGAAGAGUUAUAGCACCAAUCUGGCCUAUACUCCACCUGAGUUUCUGCGUACAGGCAGGGUCAUUGCUGAGAGUGUGAUCUAUAGUUAUGGAACUGUUCUGCUGGACCUUUUGAGUGGAAAGCAUAUCCCUCCAAGUCAUGCAUUGGAUUUGAUCAGGGGGAAAAAUGUGUUGUUACUGAUGGAUUCAUCCUUGGAAGGACAAUAUGCAGAUGAAGAUGCUACUGCAUUGGUUGAACUUGCUUCAAAAUGCCUCCAAUAUGAGGCUAGAGAUCGACCUGAUAUCAAUUUUCUUCUUACUGCAGUGGCACCCCUUCAAAAGCAGAAAGAGAUUGCAUCACUUGUUUUGAUGGGUCUGACAAAAACUCCAGUGGUGCUGCCAACCAUGCUUUCACCUCUUGGAAAAGCUUGUGCAAGGAUGGACCUUACUGCAGUACAUGAUAUUUUGCUUAAAACAGGUUAUAAAGAUGAAGAGGGUGCAGAAAAUGAGCUGUCGUUCCAAGAAUGGACACAACAAGUGCAAGAUAUGUUGAAUACAAAGAAAUUUGGGGAUAUUGCGUUUAGGGACAAGGAUUUUAAGAGUUCAAUUGACUGCUAUUCAAAGUUGGUAUCAUUGAUGUCUGUCCCUUCUGGUACUGUGUUUGUGAGGCGAGCCCUCUCCUACUUGAUGAUUGGCCAACCAGAGCUUGCAUUAAGGGAUGCUAUGCAGUCUCAGGUGUGCUUGCCUGAGUGGCCUACUGCCUUCUACAUGCAGGCUCUUGCCCUCUCCAAACUUGGAAUGGAAAUAGACGCCCAAGACAUGCUUAACGAUGGUGCAUCCUUUGAAGCGAAGAAGCAGAACAGUUGGCGUAACUGAUUUAUGAUUGGCAAGUAGAAAAUCCCAGAACCCUGGUACUUAUAGUUCCGAUCAAUACAAUGCAAAUGGCUGAAAGGAGAUUCCAACCUGGGCAAAUUUGAUUGGUAAAUUAAUUUAGUUUUUACCCGUCUUGUGCUUGUUUUAGCCAUUUCUUCUUAUUUCUUAUCCAUAUUGGAAUAGUUAUAUGGCUCGGAAACUAGUCAUCGAGUGUAUCCAUCCGUGCUUUGAGUAUGUUCAUGAGUCUCCAGUGACUGCUAUAGCAAAGAAGAAAGCAUCUGUGAUUGAUGCAGAAGUACAUUGCAAGGUAGUAUAGUUCAAGCUGUAGUUUUUCUGGAGAGAUGAUGAAUGAUCAUAUGCCAAAGUGAUAUGUUUCGGGUUUGAGUUUUG
Molecule: messenger RNA, 2039 nt
Organism: Ilex paraguariensis (yerba mate)
Lineage: Eukaryota; Viridiplantae; Streptophyta; Magnoliopsida; Aquifoliales; Aquifoliaceae
Source: the annotation of a GenBank genome assembly